GGAAUGAGUCAAGUUGUCGGUGCUGGCGACAUCGUUCGGCGAGGCCCCACAUCCUCGGGAGUGCUACUGAUGAGGCGGGGGGAUCGCGAUAAUCUUGAGUCCAAGGUUCUGCGACAGGCAGAGUGACUUCUCGGGCUGGGAUUCCGCUCGGGCCACGUGUGCGGAAUGUCCGACGGGGGUCCCCGCUCGACGGGGAGCAGCCCUGCUCGGGAUCCGACAGCUCGCGCACCUGCGUAGUUAAUCGGCGCCUGAGACGCCCUGCCCUGCUCCCGUCCUCACAUCCCUAUGCAGGCCUGCUUCCGCGUGCUGUUCCCUCCCAGCUGGCAUCGCUCGGACGUGUGCACUUCUUCUCGGCGAGGGCCCUCGAGGAGCAGGAUCCUCGGGUCAGCUCGCGAAGCGAUGCGCGCACGAAGUCGAGAAGUGCACGGGGAAUAUGGACGCCCGAGCGAUGGCGGGACAGGUACGAGAGGGACCAGGACCUCUACAGGAUCGACUGGACCGUGGACGCGCGCAAGAUCCACGGCAACGACAGGCAGGCGGUGUCUCCGCCCUUCCACCUGCCGCUCACCGGCGCCGCCGGCGGGCCGCCGACGCCCUUCCGGCUGAUGCUGCGGGCGCUGCCCUCGGGACGCUGCGGCGGCCGCGCCAGCUUCAAGGCGUCGGCGGGCAGGGCCGUCGUGCUGCUCAAGUGCGAGGGCGACCUGCCCGCGCGGGCCGCGGACGUGGCCUUCCGCAUCGCCGUCGGCGGCGGGCCGGCGUCACCCCCGCGGGGCCCGCGGGUCCACGACUUCGCGCGCUGCGCGGUGGGGGGGCUGCCGGCGGAUCAGGCGGAGUGGCAGCUCGGCGCCGCAGUGGACGCGUCCUCGCAGACGCUCGCCGUGCGCGUCGAGGCGGCGCCCCGGGCCCCGGGCGCCCCGGCGGCGUGGGGCGGCGGCCCCGAGGGCGAGGCGCGGUACCAGUGAGGGGGCUGCGGGGCGCGUGCCCCGCAGGGCGUCGGCGUCGUCGUCGUCGUCGUCGUCGUCGUCGUCGUCGUCGUCGUCGUCGGCCUCCGCCUUCUCCCCCUGCCCCUCCUCCUGCUCCUGCCCCUCCCUCCUCGCUGCCUUUCCGUCUUCCCUCCGCCGGCUCCUUCCCCUCCUCCCCUUCUUCGCCUCGCUCCCUCCCUCCCUCCCCUCUUUCUUUUCCGUCUUCGUCCCUCC
This is a messenger RNA of Prorocentrum cordatum, 1196 nucleotides long. NCBI's taxonomy places the organism in Eukaryota, Dinophyceae, Prorocentrales, Prorocentraceae. The record is from the annotation of a GenBank genome assembly.